This is a messenger RNA of Euleptes europaea (tarantolino), 1651 nucleotides long. RefSeq names its product KAT8 regulatory NSL complex subunit 2 (gene KANSL2). The transcript has 10 exons. Gene Ontology annotation, cellular component: NSL complex. The coding region runs from base 41 to 1597 and encodes 518 amino acids. NCBI's taxonomy places the organism in Eukaryota, Metazoa, Chordata, Lepidosauria, Squamata, Sphaerodactylidae. The record is from RefSeq and is a predicted model, not a curated record.
GGCGCUCGUGAAAACUUAGGGCGCGAGGGAAGGUUUUGGCAUGAACAGAAUUCGCAUCCACGUUUUGCCCUCUAGCCGGGGUCGAUUCACCCCAGUACCAAGGCCACAAGAGGCCUUGCUGUGUGCCUUUGCUCACCGCCAGUGCUCUCAGCCUCGCUUGGAGGGCCACGAGUUCUGCAUUAAGCACAUUCUUGAAGACAGGAAUGCCCCUUUCAAGCAGUGCAGCUACAUUUCUACUAAGAAUGGGAAGCGGUGCCCAAAUGCGGCUCCCAAGCCUGAGAAGAAGGAUGGAGUGUCGUUCUGUUCUGAGCAUGCUCGCCGAAAUGCUAUGGCACUACAGGCUCAAAUAAAGAAGUCAAAUCCUAGCCCCAUACGAGAGUCUCUCCUUUGUCAACUAAGCUCCUACGCCAAGACAGAGCUGGGCUCCCAGACUGCAGAGAGCAGCCGCAGUGAGGCAAGCAGGAUACUAGAUGAGGACAGCUGGAGUGAUGGAGAGCAGGAGCCUCUUACUGUGGAUCACACAUGGAGAGGUGACCCUGACAGUGAAGCAGACAGCAUUGACAGUGACCAGGAGGACCCGCUUAAACAUGCUGGGGUGUACACUGCUGAGGAAGUGGCUCUGAUCAUGAGAGAGAAGCUGAUCCGGCUGCAGUCUCUGUAUAUCGACCAGUUCAAACGGCUCCAACACCUCCUGAAAGAGAAGAAACGUCGGUACUUGCACAGCCGCAAAGUGGAACAUGAGGCCAUAGGUAGCAGCCUUCUGACAGGCCCAGAGGGACUUUUGUCUAAAGAGCGUGAAAACCUAAAACGUUUGAAAUACUUGAGACGAUAUCGUCAGCGGUAUGGUGUGGAGGCCCUUCUGCACCGACAGCUGAAGGAGCGUAGAAUGUUGGCUACUGAGGGUGCAUCUCAGCAGGCACACACCACCCGUUCCAGCCAGAGAUGUUUGGCUUUUGUGGAUGACGUUCGGUGCUCCAACCAGUCCCUCCCAAUGACAAGACAUUGCCUUACUCAUGUUUGCCAGGACACCAAUCAGCUACUUUUUAAGCUGUGUCAAGGGUCAGAAGAAGCACCCUGCAGCAAGCCAAUGCCUGUAAGCCUCUCUGAAGAUCCCUGCUGCCCGCUCCAUAUCCAGCUACCACCUCAGAUGUAUGUCUCUGAACAGGUACUGUCUGUUCCCGAGGAGCUGGAAGCUGCGUCCACGGAUCUGUACUUGAGCGCAGCUGAACUCCGGCCCACAGAGAGCUUGCCGCUGGAGUUCAGUGAUGACUUGGAUGUGGUUGGAGAUGGCAUGCAGUGCCCCCCUUCCCCUCUGCUGUCCGAUGCUUCUGCUGCCAUUGAGAACCAGCUGAACAAAAGUGUUGCUGAGACCACCAAACACACGCACUUAAGAGAAGAGUCUUUUCAGCAAGGGCUGUUGAACCAGGUAUCAUCGCAAACAGUCAGAGGGAGCUUUUCCAGACAGGCCACAUCUGCCCUGGAGUCUGCACCAGAACCACACUCACAGCAUCUUGUGACAAGUGAGUCUGGACAGGAGGAAGGUGAAAAGGAAGAACCUGCAACCAAUGGGAAUUCAGAACCAUCCUCUUUCAGCUGAUAGAACUCUCAAACAGAUGGAGACCCACCAAGAUGAUGAAACAUCUGCUGUUUU